Molecule: messenger RNA, 5065 nt
Organism: Diceros bicornis minor
Lineage: Eukaryota; Metazoa; Chordata; Mammalia; Perissodactyla; Rhinocerotidae
Gene: NR3C1
Product: nuclear receptor subfamily 3 group C member 1
Exons: 9
Coding region: 408-2738 (776 amino acids)
Biological process (GO): nuclear receptor-mediated glucocorticoid signaling pathway; regulation of DNA-templated transcription
Cellular component (GO): nucleus
Molecular function (GO): steroid binding; zinc ion binding; DNA-binding transcription factor activity
Source: RefSeq, a predicted model, not a curated record
CUCCCUCCCCUCCUCCUCCUCCUCCAUUUUGCGAGCUCGAGUCUGUGACUGGAGCCCGAGUCACCGCCCGCCCGUCGGGGACGGAGUCUAGUGGGUGGAAGGAGACGCCGCAGCCGGAGCGGCCGAAGCGGCGGGGCGCCGGGACGGAGGACGCGCGCCCGCGAGCCCUGGCCCGCCGAGAUGGGCGGGGGGCUGGCGUGUCAGCCGGGAAAUGGGAGACUUUCUUAAAUAGGGGCUCUCCCCUCCCCCCUUGGACAAGGGGGCGGCUGUUUACUUCCUUUUUUUAGAAAAAAAAAUCUCCCUUCUGCUCCUCCCGCUUUCACACGCUAAGUUGUUUAUCUCCGCUGCGGUGGGAGCUGCGGACGGUGGCGGGUGAGCGGCGCCUCUGCCGGAGCUGAUAUUCACCGAUGGACUCCAAGGAAUCAUUAAGCCGGCCCAGUAGAGAAGAAAUCCCCAGCAGUGUGCUUGGUCGGGAGAGGGGAAAUGUGAUGGACUUCUAUAAAACCCUAAGGGGAGGAGCUACUGUGAAGAGUUCUGCGUCUUCACCCUCACUGGCUGCUGCUUCUCAGUCAGACUCCAAGCAGCAGAGACUUUUGGUUGAUUUUCCAAAAGGCUCAGGAAGCAAUGUGCCGCAGCCAGAUCUGUCCAAGGCAGUUUCACUCUCAAUGGGACUGUAUAUGGGAGAGACAGAAACAAAAGUGAUGGGAAAUGACCUGGGAUUCCCACAGCAGGGCCAAAUCAACCUUCCCUCUGGGGAAACAGACUUUCGGCUUCUGGAAGAAAGCAUCGCAAACCUCAAUAGGUCGACCAGUGUUCCAGAGAACCCCAAGAGUUCAGCGUCCACUGCUGUUUCUGCUGCCCCCACAGAGAAGGAGUUUCCAAAAACUCACUCUGAUGUGUCUUCAGAACAGCAAAAUUUGAAGGGGCAGACUGGCACCAACGGGGGCAAUGUGAAGUUGUAUACCACAGACCAAAGAACCUUUGACAUUUUGCAGGAUUUGGAGUUUUCUUCUGGGUCCCCAGGUAAAGAGACGAAUGAGAGUCCUUGGAGAUCAGACCUCUUGAUAGAUGAAAACUGUUUGCUUUCUCCUUUGGCAGGAGACGAUGAUCCAUUCCUCUUGGAAGGAAACUCGAAUGAGGACUGUAAGCCUCUUGUUUUACCGGACACUAAACCUAAAAUUAAGGAUAAUGGAGAUCUGAUCUUAUCAAGCCCCAGCAGUGUGCCAUUGCCCCAAGUGAAAACAGAAAAAGAAGAUUUCAUCGAACUCUGCACCCCUGGAGUAGUUAAGCAGGAGAAACUGGGCCCAGUUUACUGUCAGGCAAGCUUUUCUGGGGCAACUAUAAUUGGUAGUAAAAUGUCUGCCAUUUCUGUUCAUGGUGUGAGUACCUCUGGGGGACAGAUGUACCACUAUGACAUGAAUACAGCAUCACUUUCUCAACAGCAGGAUCAGAAGCCUAUUUUUAAUGUCAUUCCACCAAUUCCUGUUAGUUCAGAAAACUGGAAUAGGUGCCAAGGAUCUGGAGAUGACAACUUGACCUCCUUGGGGACUUUGAACUUUUCUGGUCGAUCGGUUUUUUCUAAUGGCUAUUCAAGCCCUGGAAUGAGACCAGAUGUAAGCUCUCCUCCAUCCAGCUCCUCAGCAGCAACGGGACCACCUCCCAAACUCUGCCUUGUGUGCUCUGAUGAAGCUUCGGGAUGUCAUUAUGGGGUCUUGACUUGUGGAAGCUGUAAAGUAUUCUUCAAAAGAGCAGUGGAAGGACAGCACAAUUAUCUUUGUGCUGGAAGAAAUGAUUGUAUCAUUGAUAAAAUUCGAAGAAAAAACUGCCCAGCAUGCCGCUAUCGAAAAUGUCUUCAAGCUGGAAUGAACCUGGAAGCUCGAAAAACAAAGAAAAAGAUAAAAGGAAUUCAGGCCACUACAGGAGCCUCACAAGAAACUUCUGAAAAUCCUGCUAACAAAACAAUAGUUCCUGCAACAUUACCACAACUUACCCCUACUCUGGUGUCACUGUUGGAGGUCAUUGAACCUGAAGUGUUAUACGCAGGAUACGAUAGCUCUGUUCCAGAUACCACUUGGCGGAUCAUGACCGCACUCAACAUGUUAGGUGGGCGGCAAGUGAUUGCAGCAGUGAAAUGGGCAAAGGCGAUACCAGGAUUCAGGAACUUACACCUGGAUGACCAAAUGACCCUACUGCAAUAUUCAUGGAUGUUCCUCAUGGCAUUUGCCCUGGGGUGGAGAUCAUAUAGACAAUCAAAUGGAAGCAUGCUGUGUUUUGCUCCUGAUCUGAUUAUUAAUGAGCAGAGAAUGACUCUACCCUGCAUGUAUGACCAAUGUAAACAUAUGCUGUAUGUUUCCUCUGAGUUAAACAGGCUUCAGGUAUCUUAUGAAGAGUAUCUCUGCAUGAAAACCUUACUGCUUCUCUCCUCAGUUCCGAAGGAAGGUUUGAAGAGCCAAGAUCUGUUUGAUGAAAUUAGAAUGACCUACAUCAAAGAGCUAGGAAAAGCCAUUGUCAAGAGGGAAGGAAACUCCAGUCAGAACUGGCAGCGGUUUUAUCAACUGACAAAACUCUUGGACUCCAUGCAUGAGGUGGUUGAAAAUCUCCUUAACUAUUGCUUCCAGACAUUUUUGGAUAAGACCAUGAGUAUUGAAUUCCCAGAGAUGUUAGCUGAAAUCAUCACCAAUCAGAUACCAAAAUAUUCAAAUGGAAAUAUCAAAAAACUUCUGUUUCAUCAAAAGUGACUGCCUUAAUAAGAAAGGUUGCCUUAAAGAAAGUUGAUUUUAUAGCUUUUAUUGUACAAAAAAAUCAGUUUGUCCUGUAGCAGUUUUGUUGUUUUACUUUUUUUUGUUUUUGUCUAGUUUUUGUUUUUGUUCUGUUUUAAAUACGCACUACAUGUGGUUUCUAGAGGGCCAAGACUUGGCAACAGAAGCAAUUGAGCCAUCACUUUUCAGUGAUGGGAAAAGUAGAAAGUGAUAGUUGGUGGAUCCCGGAAAUUAGAAACUUAGAAACAAGGAUGUGUGGCGGUGCUCUCCACUGUCAGAGAGGGAUGGCACCUAAACCACCAGUGCCCGAAGUCUGUGUGAUAAACUUUCUGCUCAUACUUUUCACAGUUAGCUGGACAAAAUUUUCUAGACUUUUUGUUGGUGUAUUUUCCCCUGUACAGUUAGGAUAGCAUUUUUUUCAUUUAUGCAUGGAAACCUGAAAAAAGUUUACAAGUGUAUAUCAGAAAAGGGAAGUUGUGCCUUUUAUAGCUAUUACUGUCUGGUUUUAACGAUUUCCUUUAUAUUCAGUGAACUACGCUUGCUCAUUUUUUCUUACAUAAUUUUUGUAUUCAAGUUAUUGUACAGCUGUUUAAGAUGGGCAGCUAGUUCAUAGCUUUCCUAAAUAAACUCGAAACAUUAAUCUGUGUGAAAAUGGGUCGGUGCUUCUAAUCUGAUGGCACUUAGCUAUCAGAAGACCACAAAAAUUGACUCAAAUCUCCAGUAUUCUUUUCAAAAAUGCUCAUAUUUUGUAUAUAUCUGCUUCAGUGGAGAAUUAUAUAGGUUGUGCAAAUUAACCGUCCUUACUGGCAUAGAGCACCUAGUCCAGUAACCUGCUGGGUAAACUGUGGAUGAUGGUUGCAAAAGACUAAUUAAAAAAAAAAAAAAAAAAAACCAAGAGGCCCUGUUUGUAUCUAAUGCUCUAUCUCUGCAACGGUUAGAUGGCAAAAAAAAAGUUGGUAAACUAACUGUCUUUCAGGACCUUUUGUUGUAGUUUGUAUAACUUCUUAAAAGUUAUGAUUCCAGAUAAUCAGCUGAAACAAGCUGAGAGAUUUUAAUCAGACCAAGUAAUUUCAUCUCAUUAACCUUUACCCAAAAAAUCAAUCUCUAAUAUGGCAAAAGUGGCUAGAUACCCAUUUUCACAUUCCCAUCUGUCACCAAUUGGUCUAUCUUUCCUGGUGGUACAGGAAAGCUCAGCUACUGAUUUCUGUGAUUUAGAAAUGUAUGUCAGACUUCCAUGUUUGUAAAACUACACAUCCCUCACAUCCCUUUGUGUGCCAUAGAAUUUAACAAAAGCCUUGUGAAUUUCUCCUUCUCACUGUUGAGAAUUAUCAUUUUAAACAAAAUAGAAGCUGUAGUAGCCCUUUCUGUGUGCACCUUACCAACUUUCUGUAAACUCAAACUUAUAUUUACUAAGCCACAAGAAAUCUGAUUUCUAUUCAGGGUGGCCAAAUUAUUUGUGUAAUAGAAAACUGAAAAUCUAAUAUUAAAAAUAUGAAACUUCUAAUAUAUUUUUAUAUUUAGUUAUAGUUUCAGAUAUAUAUCAUAUUGGUAUUCACUAAUCUGGGAAGGGAAGGGCUACUGCAGCUUUACAUGCAAUUUAUUAAAAUGACUGUAAAAUAGCUUGUAUAGUGUAAAAUAAGAAUGAUUUUUAGAUGAGAUUGUUUUAUCACGACAUGUUAUAUAUUUUUUGUAGGGGGUCAAAGAAAUGUCGAUGGAUAACCUAUAUGAUUUAUAUUGUGCAAGCAUUCAUACAGGCAGCAAUGGUCUCAGAAACCAAACAAACAGGUUUGCUCUAGGGGAAGAGGGAGAUGGAGACUGGCCCUGUGUGCAGUGAAGGUUGCUGAGGCUCCGUCCCAUUCAGAUCACAGAGGAAGUAAUCCUCUGCCUCCCAGAAUGACCACCAUUCUCAUUCCAACAACAGUGAGUCUGUCAGCGCAGGUUUAGUUUACUAAAUCUCCCCUUGCGCUCAAGUGUGUAAACAGGGGACAGAAGGUGGUGCUUACACACUUAAAGGCACCAUCUCAUAGCAGAGUUACUUUCACAUACAGCCUCUCCAACAGUUUAAUAAAAACAGAGGCUUUAGAAGUUUGGCAAUAAUAUGCAUAGAGGUACCAGCAAUAUGUAAAUAGUGCAGAAUCUCAUAGGUUGCCAAUAAUACACUAAUUCCUUUCUAUCCUACAAGAGUUCAUUUCCAAACAAAAUGAGGACAUGUUUAUGUUUUCUUUGAAUGCUUUUUGAAUGUUAUGUUAUUUUUCAGUAUUUUGGAGAAAUUAUUUAAUAAAAAAUGUAAUCAUUUGCUUUUUGAA